This is a messenger RNA of Knipowitschia caucasica, 1278 nucleotides long. Lineage: Eukaryota; Metazoa; Chordata; Actinopteri; Gobiiformes; Gobiidae. The record is from the annotation of a GenBank genome assembly.
AUGAUCGUCAGAGCAAUGGCCCCUCCCAAAGCACAUCCAACAGGAGAAAGACAGACGCCUGAAGACAUCUGCAGACAUGAAGACUGCACUCAAGCUGCUGCUGUCCCUGGCCUUAGCUGUGGCUCUGUCCAUCAACACAGCAACAACUACAACUACAGCACCAGCAACGAAUACAACUACAGAACCAGCAACAACUACAACUCCAGCAACAACUACAGCACCAGCAACAACUACAACUACUGCACCAGCAACAACUACAACUACAGCACCAGCAACGAAUACAACUACAGCACCAGCAACAACUACAGGACCAGCAACAACUACAGCACCAGCAACAACUACAACUACAGUACCAGCAACAACUACAACUACAGUACCAGCAACAACUACAACUACAGCACCAGCAACGACUACAACUACAGCACCAGCAACAACUACAACUACAGAACCAGCAACAACUACAACUACAGAACCAGCAACAACUACAGCACCAGCAACAACUACAACUACCGCACCAGCAACAACUACAGCACCAGCAACAACUACAACUACAGAACCAGCAACAACUACAGCACCAGCAACAACUACAACUACCGCACCAGCAACGACUACAACUACAGCACCAGCAACGACUACAACUACAGCACCAGCACAACAAACUACAACUACCGCACCAGCAACAACUACAACUACAGCACCAGCAACGACUACAACUACAGCACCAGCUACAACUACAGCACCAGGAACGACUACAACUACUGUACCAGCAACGACUACAGCUACUGCACCAGCAACAACUACAGCACCAGCAACAACUACAACUACAGCACCAGCAACAACUACAACUACAGCACCAGCAACGACUACAACUACUGCACCAGCAACAACUACAACUACAGCACCAGCAACGACUACAACUACAGCACCAGCAACGACUACAACUACAGCACCAGCAACAACUACAACUACAGCACCAGCAACAACUACAACUACUGCACCAGCAACGACUACAACUACAGCACCAGCAACGACUACAACUACAGCACCAGCAACGACUACUACUACUGCACCACCCACUACAACUACUACUACUACUACUUCACCACCAGCAACAACUACAGCACCAGCAACAACUACAACUACUACACCACCCACUACAACUACUACUACAACAACUUCACCACCUACUACUACUACUUCACCACCUACGACUACAAAAACUACAACACAAGCAACAACUACAACUACUACUACUGCAGCCUCCUCUGCUGUGUCUGA